Zychaea mexicana is the source of this 1916-nucleotide messenger RNA. RefSeq names its product phosphate transporter. The record is from RefSeq and is a predicted model, not a curated record. The transcript has 2 exons. Lineage: Eukaryota; Fungi; Mucoromycota; Mucoromycetes; Mucorales; Lichtheimiaceae. Gene Ontology annotation, cellular component: membrane. The coding region runs from base 86 to 1723 and encodes 545 amino acids. Gene Ontology annotation, biological process: phosphate ion transmembrane transport.
CCUUCGCUUCCCUCCAAAACGACAAUACUCUCUCCUUCUUCUUCUUGAGCUUUCUUUUCGCACAACACAUCGCUAGUCAGCCAAGAUGAUGAACCCUUAUGAUUUCACGUGGAUCUUUGGCGUUGGUAUGGUCGUCGCCUUCACUGACGCUUACGGUAUCGGUGCUAACGACGUCGCAAACUCGUUCGCCAGUUCCAUCUCGUCCGGUUCCUUGUCGCUCGUGCAGGCUGUUAUCAUUGCCUGUUUCACUGAGUUCUUGGGUGCUUUGUUGCUUGGUUCCGGUGUCACCUCCACUAUCAAGGACGGUAUCAUUGAUAUUACAUUGUUCGAUGGCACUCCCGAGAUGCUUAUGAUGGGCAUGAUGUGUGCCUUGAUUGGUUCUUCUACUUGGGUGUUGACUGCUACGCGAUUCGGCUGGCCCGUUAGUACUACUCACUCGAUCAUUGGCGCUGUCUGCGGUUUCGGUAUUGCUGGUUAUGGUGGCGGUGCUGUCGACUGGACCUGGAACGGUAUCAUCCAGAUUGUUGUUUCAUGGUUCUUGUCGCCCUGCCUUGCUGGCGUCGUUGCUGCCAUCAUCUAUCUUAUCACCAAGUACGCCGUGCUCCGCCAGGUUGACAGUGUCAAGUGGGGCCUUCGCCUUGUACCUGUUUAUUUCUUUGUCACCGUCACCAUUGCUGUCUUUUACAUUUGCUUCAAGGCUCCCGGUGCCAAGGAAGCUGGUCUUGAAAUUAGCCACAUUGUUGGCAUUGCUUUCGGUUGCGGUGGUGCCAUUGGUAUCUACAUGGCUGUCUUCCUCUGCCCAUGGCUCAAGCGCGUUGUUAUCGACCGUGAAGACGUCAAGUGGUACCACAUCCCUGUCAUCUGGUGGGUCCCCAAGCAACGCUCCAUUGAAGAAGGUCUCGAAGCUGCUCGCAAGGAGCUCGAAGAAGCUGAAGCCAACGCUCAGCUGCCCAAGGCUGACGACGAAGAGAAGGUCGCUGGAGACCAUGUCUCUGACAAGCUCGCUACCACCGAAGAUGUGCACGUCGAAUCUUCCUCUGCCGCCGAACAAGCACCACCAAAAACACUCCGUGAGCGUUUCCAUGAAAUCAAAGAACGUGUCUUGGCUGUCGUGCUGCACGGUCUUCGCCAGGAUGUUCGCAACUUGAACAACGAUAAGCUCAAGAAGAUGCACGAAGCCGCUGAAAUUUACGACGACGACGUCGAGUUUAUGUUCUCGUACUUGCAGAUUCUUACCGCCAUUGUUGCCUCGUUCGCUCACGGUUCCAACGAUGUCUCGAACGCUAUUGGCCCAUUGGCCACCAUCUUUGAAAUUUGGCAAACCGGCGCGGUUGCUGAAGAAGCCAGCGUUCCUGUUUGGAUUCUCGUCUAUGGUGGUGCUGCUAUCGACAUUGGUCUUGCCACCAUGGGUUACCGUUUGAUGCGUGCCAUGGGUAACAACAUUACUCGCUUGACACCAAGCCGUGGUUUCGCUGCUGAACUGGGUGCUGCUUUGACUGUCCUUACCGCUUCUCAGCUGGAAUUGCCGGUCUCGACCACCCACUGCAUCGUUGGCGCUACUGUCGGUGUCGGUCUCUGCAAUGGUAACCUUCGUGCUGUCAACUGGAAGAUGCUUGCCCUUACCAUGCUUGGCUGGGUUUGCACCUUGCCAGCCGCUGGUCUCGUGUCCGGUCUUAUCUACGCAUUCUGCGCUUAUGGUCCUUCCUUUGUUUACCUUCGAUAAAAGUCAUCCAUUACAACCUUCUUUCCGACUUCUUGCAAUCUUUUUUUCUGUAAUUUAUAAUAAUUAUUCAUCUUUAUAUUUCUCAUAUGUACAUACUUGGCCGCUGUUGUAGUAAGACAAAGCAGGCAUCCAAAAAUAUAUCAUUCAUUUUUGCAUUUUUACUGACAAAUCAUAAAAUCCAUUUUACUAUCAG